Drechmeria coniospora is the source of this 324-nucleotide messenger RNA. RefSeq lists its product as uncharacterized. NCBI's taxonomy places the organism in Eukaryota, Fungi, Ascomycota, Sordariomycetes, Hypocreales, Ophiocordycipitaceae. The coding region runs from base 1 to 324 and encodes 107 amino acids. The record is from RefSeq and is a predicted model, not a curated record. The transcript has a single exon.
AUGCCGCCCGCUCUCGGCCGAACGAGGGUUGGCCAUCACUUCACGGGGGUAGGGGUGGCCGCUGCGCGUGUGCAAGUUGGCGUGGAAAUCAUGUCCAUGCCCGUCGUCCUGACGCUGUCGCGAGCUGCCUGCCUGCCAUAUGGGCACGGCCAAGUAUCCCGGCGCAAGGGAACAUGGGACACGACAGCAACAGAAAAGGAUCUCGAAGGAGAUUCGGGUAAUCAUCUCCGCGGGCCGGGACCUGUAGACCGUAGGGGCGGCGAAAAGCAGGCACGGCUGCUCGUGUGCGUCGGCAGGAUUCGACGUCGGUGUGCUGCUGAGUGA